GUGAACGGGGUGAUCGUGUCGGCCAAGACUGACACGCGCGCGGCGACCGCCGAUGUGGAUGUGAACGGGGACGGGGCUGCAGACGUGACCCUUCAGCUUGGUCCGGUGAUCAGGGGUACGGCCCUGCGCGAUAUCCUGCCAUUUGUCGAUUUCUCAUCCUUCACUGACCAGAUCGAGUUCGCCCAGUUGUCGCGCUCCCUGAACACGCGCGCCUACGAGACCGCUCUGAAGGACCUUCCACGCGAUGCUCUUGCAGGACAAACGGUCGAUGCGAUCGGCGCGUUCACCGAGCGUGGCAAGGGACCGCCCUAUCUCGUGACGCCGGUGUCAAUGAAGGUCUAUCCGGGCACCGUAGCGCUGAAGGAUGUCAGCUUCGACGUGCAUCUGGGAGCCGUCAACGUUCUGGUCGGAGAGAACGGCGCAGGCAAGUCGACGCUGAUGAAGGUCAUUGCCGGUGUCGAACAGCUGACCUCCGGUGAAAUCCUGAUGGACGGCGAGAUCAAGGUUUUUCCGGAUACGCGCGCAGCGGCGACCGAUGGCAUCGGCAUCGUCUUUCAGGAACUGAACCUGUUUCCGAACAUGACGGUCUCCGACAAUAUCUUCAUCGCCCGUGAGAAGACCCGGGGCGGUGUCGACAUCUGCGCUCAGAAGCAGAAGGAAGACGCCGCGGAGCUUAUGAAACGGCUGGAGCACGAUAUCUCGCCCGAUGCACUGGUGUCCGACCUGAGGAUCGGCGAACAGCAGAUCGUAGAGAUUGCCAAGGCGCUCGCCCAGGAUGCACGCAUCCUGAUCAUGGAUGAGCCGACCUCCGCGCUGAGCGCGGCCGACGUCGAGAUCCUGUUCCGCGUCAUCGAGGACCUGAAAAAGCGCGGUGUCGGCAUUGUCUACAUCUCGCACCGCCUCGAGGAGCUGAUCAGGAUCGGUGACUACAUCACGGUUCUAAGGGACGGGGUGCGCACCGGCGCGCGUUCGAUGGAGGGCGUGGAUGUUCAGUGGAUCGUGCAGAACAUGAUCGGCGCGGCCUCGAAGGAUUUUGCGAAAUCCGUCGAACAUGAAUUCGGAGAGCAGGUGUUCCGGUGCGAGGAUAUCUGCCUGACGGGGCGUACCGAGAAGCUCGUCGUCGAUCACGUGUCUCUGUCCUUGCAGGCGGGGGAAAUCGUUGGCAUCUACGGAUUGAUGGGCGCAGGGCGUUCCGAGCUGUUCGAAUGCAUCAUGGCACAGCAUCCGACUUGCCGUGGAUCGUUCUUUGUCGACGACCGGUUGCUUGACGAACCGGAUGUUGCCGGCCGCAUCGCGCGCGGGCUGGCACUCAUCCCCGAAGACCGGAAAUCGGAAGGACUGAUUCAGAUCCUGCCGAUCCGCGAGAACAUGUCACUAUCCAGUCUCAGCAAAUUCGUGCGGCAUAUCCAGUUGAACCUCCGACGUGAACGUGAAGAGGUUGGCCGGUUCGUGAAAGAUCUCGCGAUCAAGAUCGCUAGCAUGGAAAACCCGGUAAGUUCGCUUUCCGGCGGCAACCAGCAGAAAGUCGUCAUCGGCAAGGCCCUGAUGACAGCACCCCAGGUGCUCCUCAUGGACGAGCCCAGCCGGGGCAUCGACAUUGGUGCAAAGGCCGAAGUGUUCCGGACGAUGCGAAAGCUCGCCGCGGAGGGGCUCGGUAUUCUUUUCGUCACGUCGGACCUGGAAGAGGUCAUGUCCCUUUCAGACCGGAUCAUCGUCAUGUCGAAUGGCCGGAUCACAGGGGAAUUCGACGGGGGCAAUGCAUCCGAAGAACAGAUUAUAGCCGCGUCCGCGAUCGGUCAUGCACCUGAUCGCGUGCCAGGCCAGAAGAAUGGGAGACUUCACGCAUGA
Molecule: messenger RNA, 1848 nt
Organism: Effrenium voratum
Lineage: Eukaryota; Dinophyceae; Suessiales; Symbiodiniaceae
Source: the annotation of a GenBank genome assembly